GUUAUUUGUAUUCACUAGAGUUAAGUGUACUCUGAAUGUCACCAAAUAUCAGACGAGUGAGUGAAAUACUAAAAUUUUAUCAACUAACUGAACGCAUCUCUAUUCUUUCAAAAAUAAUAAUGGACUCCGUUUUACAAAAUAAAAACAAAUUUGUCCAGGCUUUAAUGUAAUGACGCAGUGAUUUAAAGAAGCUUGUUUACGCGUUUAUGAACUGGCCACGGUAUUCCUAGUGUUUCGUUGUGACCCCGAUUGGGACAUGUUGAAAUCCUUUGUUUGAUUGUGUAAAUAGUAAUAUUCUAAAUCUUCAAAAUGACUGAUUCGAGUUCUUUUUCUUCGCUAUUCGCUCUGGUGGACAGCCACUUGUCUAAGUGCAACUUGAAUGACUCUCCAAGUGAAGGUGCUCAAGUGGGAUCUAUGCCGAUACCGAUGUUCAAUGUACAGAGGGGAUUAUCAGAUACUGAGCUUGCGUCGCCACCACAAAGAUUGCCAAUUCCGAGCUUCAGUUUGAGUGAGAGCCCCAUCGUGAAUGUUCUGUCAGAGCAGCUUUCGAACAUGCUUAAAGCCAAAGAAUUGAAGAAGCAGCAAGAGAUUGAACAAGUGAAGAUAAAGGAAGAAAUUGAAAAGCUGAGACUAGAAGAGAAGAAUUGUGUGAUUGACCUGAUGAAGGCAGUUCAGAAGCCCGGCCAGAGCCAGCCCCGCCCGGAGGAGGUGCUCAGCAGCAGCAGCUCCUUUGAAUCACUAGUUAUAGACAAUUCAGAGUUUACUAUUGGUUCACCCAAAACCAAUACAGACGAAAUUGUUCUUAAACCUCCAGAACCAUUGCUGCCAAUUACAAAUGAUAUGUCUUACAUACUGAAGCAGAAAGUUAAAUCGGGCAAGUGCUCAGCUUUUGGCAAAGUGCUCACAGCACGCUUGAGGCCUGUUGCAGCGCCAUACUUGUGUGAAAAAAUUACAACAAACAUCAUUAGAUUUGACUUCAAAACUAAAUCACCCUGUGAUUUGAUUAAAGAGAAGUUAAAACGUAAGCCAACGCACAGUAUAAGUAACACUUAUCAUGACUUUUUCUGAUCCAUGGGUGUUGCUAUUGAUAGUGACAGUGACUCCGAUCAAUAGCAACAAUAAAAAUACAGUGAGUGCUGUCUGCAGUCACUUUGUCAAUAGCAAUGCUCAUUCAUUUAAUAUGAUCAGGACUAUUAAAGUAGAAAGUAAUGAUUAAGUUAGCUUCAACUCUACAAAUGGUGGUGUCAAACCAUUUUGUUUUAUAACUUGAUUAAAUUGUUAAUUUAAUAUUAUAGACACUUAAUAAAAUCUUAUGUCUACAAAUUAUUUUACACACUAUAAAUGUAAUCUUUUAUCUGAUAGUUUUUCGUAUAUAUGUAUAUUUGUAAAGAUAAAACUGUGCUUUGACCUAUUUGAUAUUUACCUCCAGAGAAAUAGACUGCAACAGCCACAUAUAGUUUGUAGCAACCAGAACAACAUUCCUGGCUGCAUGGUAACACUUUAGAUGUUUGCAGCUGGAGCAACUAUGUGCAAAAGUAUGGUGUUAUUGGUCGCCACUUACUUGUAAUAGCAGUUAGAUCGCUUGAGUGUAUAUUGUCCAUAGUGUUCUAUAACAGUCCAUACUCUCCGUCAUUGGUGCACUGCUCUCUCUGGCAGACUUGUGUAUGUGCAGUUUUUUAUAAGGGAUUUAAAAAUGUCAAUCCGUCUAUACAAGGUCUUACAUUUAUGAUGUAAAUUAAUAAUGAAGUAUGAAUUUUUAACAUUUUUAUAAAUUUAAUGCAUCGACAAAUAAUUAUAACGAUUGGAGCAAUGAAAUUUCAGAUGAUGAAAUUUUUUAAAUGUAAUUAAGUAAUUUCUAGAAUUAUUUAUGAAUCACUAUAAUAUAAUUAUAACUAAAAAUACCAAUUAGGUGUAAGUACUGUAUAAGUGUAUUUAUAAAACGAGGUUAUUAUUGCCACCAAACGAUAACUUCUACUGAAGGUAAAUUGUCAAUUUGACUUGUAAAUAAAACUUGAUGCUCUUUUUAA
Trichoplusia ni (cabbage looper) is the source of this 2027-nucleotide messenger RNA. RefSeq lists its product as uncharacterized. Bases 310 to 1068 code for a protein of 252 amino acids. The transcript has a single exon. NCBI's taxonomy places the organism in Eukaryota, Metazoa, Arthropoda, Insecta, Lepidoptera, Noctuidae. The record is from RefSeq and is a predicted model, not a curated record.